Lingula anatina is the source of this 1634-nucleotide messenger RNA. RefSeq names its product thyrotropin-releasing hormone receptor. Gene Ontology annotation, molecular function: G protein-coupled receptor activity. Gene Ontology annotation, cellular component: membrane. NCBI's taxonomy places the organism in Eukaryota, Metazoa, Brachiopoda, Lingulata, Lingulida, Lingulidae. Gene Ontology annotation, biological process: G protein-coupled receptor signaling pathway. The record is from RefSeq and is a predicted model, not a curated record.
UUUAUUGAAUUUAAGUUUACAAAGGUGAUAAGACCUCUUGUGCAAGGAGGAAACUGUGACUUAAGAUGUUGCUAUGGAAUACUGUUACUAUUGGGGCCUAGAACGCUCAUCUGGAAAUACUUUAGGGAACUUAUAAUACGAAGAAGAUCGUGUUGUACAGUUAGAACGAUCUAUAACAGCAGCAUUGCCUGUUAUAUUAUCUCAUGUUAUCAGCACUGCGGGUCAGAGAAUACCAUCACUAAGUACGUCACAGCACAGUGAUACAGCAAGGGUGAAGUCCAGUAACCAACAAUUCAAUGGCAUUUACAGAAAGUUACUACGAGUACAUCAUUGCACGGGAAAUAUGGCGAGUUUUCCCUCCGCUUUACUUGUGUAUCGGCACCGUGGGUAAUGUGUUGACAUUUCUUGUCAUGUGCCGAAAGGGGAUGCGUCACCUGCCAUCAGCACUUUACCUAGCAGCUCUAGCAGUGACAGAUACAGUGGCAAUUUGGGUUGGCCUAAUGCGCCAUAUUUUGAAAGAGUACAACGGAUAUGAUCUCCUAAGGAGUAGUUUGUUUAUGUGUCUUGGUCAGCGUUUUGUACUGUACUUCGCCUUGGAUGCUUCCGCAUGGAUUCUUGUGGUAGUGACACUGGAGCGAUUUAUAUCGGUCGUUGUACCUUACAGACUCAACUUGAAAUUCUCCAUGAAAAGAGCAAGAAUCUCCCUUAUUAUAGUUGCUGUAUUCACAACAUUCCAAGAUUCGUAUGUGUUUUUUACAAGAGGGCUGGAAUACGAUAUUAACUCAAAUGGCACUGAGGUCUUGGUUGACGUGUGUGGGUUUGUUUCACCGAAUGCGAAAUAUUUCUGGGAGGAGAUUCUUCCGUGGUACGUGUCGUCUUUCUACGUUCUGGGACCAUUUCUCUCCAUGAUCAUUCUCAAUUCUUUCAUCAUUCGCAAACUGUUCAUUUUGAGAAAAACUCGUCUUGACGCCUCUGUAAGCCUUUCGCGCACGAGUCAGCAGUCGAAUAGAGAUGUAAGUUGUUCUCAACAGGAUUCCGAAAGGUCGUCAGUAUCUCGCCCGGACAACACGGUCUCAUUCACUAUAAUGCUACUGUGGGUCUCGUUCAUUUUCCUUAUUCUUACUUUCCCUAGCACGGUAAAUUUGCUGAUGGAGAAACGUAUUGCCAAAGAAUCCGACCCCCAUCGCAGGGCGGUGUUUGCAUUGGUGGUGUCCAUAGCGCACGUGAUGAACUAUUUGAAUCACACGGUUACCUUUUUUCUCUACUGUUUGACAGGAAAACGGUUUCGAAGGGAGUUGUGCAAGAUGUUUUCUGAUUUAAGGGUAUUUUGUUCACGUUCUAGAGUGGAACCACACAUAUGAAGUGCUCCGAGUUUUCUUUUAUGUGACAGUAUUGCGUCUUAAAUAUUUUGUAUUGUUUUGGAACGCAUUUAUAACUAUAUAAGUGUACCUGUGGCAAUUAAACAUUUGUUUCUAAGAUGGCAAAAACGAUUAGCGCUACUUACCACCGCAAAAGAAGUGUUUUUACCUCCGUUUGUUUGUCACCAAACUAACCUAAAAACUUAAGGGUGGAUUUUGAUGAAAUUUUCAAGAUAGGUCAGAAAUGGGCCAACUUAAAAUAGUUUACAAUUUGGU